CAGCCUGCGGCGCGGGCGCCGAGAGCUCCAGGCCCACCUCCUCUCCCUUCUCCGAGACGGUCCUGAGCGCAUGCGCCUUGAGAAGCCGGCGGGGGGACAUGGACGGCUGCCUGGCAGCAGCGGCUCUCAACGGGAUGGACCGACGGUCCCUGCAGCGCUCGGCUAGGUUGGGUCAAGAAGUACUGGAGCGGGCCAAGAGGAGAGCGGUGGACUGGGGUUCGCUGGAGCUUCCCAGAGGCGGCGUGGGCGCCUUUUCCAGGGGGAGACCCUACGAAGAAAGACGUCCCGCACCUGGUCCCCAGCGCCUUUUCCCAGGAGAGAGAGAAGAAAGAUACCCAACCCUUAGUGCUUCCUUCAGAACAAUGGCUGAAUUCAUGGACUAUACUUCAAGUCAGUGUGGGAAAUAUUACUCAUCUGUGCCAGAGGAAGGAGGGGCAACCCACGUCUCCCGUUAUCACAGAAGGAAGUCAGAGCUGCACUUGUGCUCGGACAUAGGGAAUGAUCAGAGAAAAGACACAUCCCUUGGUGUUGGAAGAAACUAUCAAGUAUCAGAGAGUGCUCGGGCAUCCCAGCCUGCUGAGCCCAUCGCCAAGGACCUCUACAUAGAAGUGUAUCCAGGAACCUACUCUGUCACUGUGGGCGGAAAUGACUUAACCAAGAAGACUCAUGUGGUAGCAGUUGAUUCAGGACAGAGUGUGGACUUGGUCUUCCCGGUGUGAGUUGACAUCACAUUGCACUGCAUCACUUUUUUUAAGUAGCAAGAAGAAUAAAGCCACCAUAUGAUUCUAUUGCUAUUUAUACGUUCAUCCUGCUUUUAGUGCUGAUUGUUGACAGCCAGCCUUUCUGGUAAUUGGAGCUUGUCUCCUGGAGCCUGUUUUAAUCUGAAAGGGUGGACGUCACCCCCACCCUCCAGUAAUAAUGUAAUUAUUUAAUGGUGCUGUCUGAACAGUUUUUGCUGCUUAUUUUCCAAAUAAAGGUUAAUUAUGAUAAUAAAGGGAGAGAUUUGGAAAUGAAGAGAAUUCCUUUUUAUUG
Molecule: messenger RNA, 1032 nt
Organism: Talpa occidentalis (Iberian mole)
Lineage: Eukaryota; Metazoa; Chordata; Mammalia; Eulipotyphla; Talpidae
Gene: AKIP1
Product: A-kinase interacting protein 1
Exons: 6
Coding region: 99-719 (206 amino acids)
Biological process (GO): regulation of non-canonical NF-kappaB signal transduction
Cellular component (GO): nucleoplasm
Source: RefSeq, a predicted model, not a curated record